Molecule: messenger RNA, 1095 nt
Organism: Ilyonectria robusta
Lineage: Eukaryota; Fungi; Ascomycota; Sordariomycetes; Hypocreales; Nectriaceae
Exons: 4
Coding region: 1-1095 (364 amino acids)
Source: RefSeq, a predicted model, not a curated record
AUGAGUCCUCUUCGUCACAGCGUUAUUGUUCGAGCGGCCGAGACAACUGCAGAGUCCUCGACCGCACCGCUAAUAACGGGGCCGUAUCCCCCUCUCACUCAACCAGGAAAAUCGCUUAUUGCCGUUUCCGUCAUCAUGGUGUUUUUCACCACGGCUUGGACGGUGAUGCGCAUCAUCUCCCGCAACAUCAGGAAAUCCCAGUAUUACAUCGAGGAUUACUUUUACUUUGUCGGUCAGAUCCUGUACUAUGUAUUAGCCGCCCUAUUCAUCCUCGUCGUCGUCGACGGCGGUGCUGGACAUGACUUGGUCCGACUUGCCCCAGACGUUUCAAGCAAAUUCUCGCGCUUCACACUCGCAAUCCAAGUGGCCUAUAGCAUCUGCCUGUGCUUCAUCAAGGUGGCCGUUAUCUGCAUGAUCCGGCGAAUCUUCCGCACGGCUGGUCGAUUCUUCGUCAUGGCGACUUGGGCAGCGACGGUCCUGUCUGUUAUCUGGGCCUUGUAUGGAAUCAUCCUCCCGUUUGUCCUCUGCAAGCCCGUGGAAAGCGCUUGGGGGGCUGCCAGGCCGGAAAAGUGCGGUGACAUCGUCAUGGCACAUGUAGCCGUUGCUGUCUUGGAUAUCGUUUCUGAGGUGGCCAUCGUGGCACUGCCGAUGAAGAUGGUAUAUAACUUGCAUAUGAAUCGGGCACACAAGUUGGCAAUGGUUGCUGUUUUUGGGGCUGGUUUUGUCACCAUCAUCUUCUCAUGUGUGCGGCUCUACUACAUCUACAUUGGCAUUCAAAACAUAUCCAAAAUCUCCACCGGAGGAUCCAUCAGCACCGCACUCCAAGCUGGAAUCGCCAUCAUGGUGGCAUCGAGCCCCAUGCUCCGCCCCAUAUUCGACCGCACUGCUCUCAAAUGGCUUGGAAUCAGUCUCCGCAGUACCCGGGAGGAGAGCACUGGCGGAGCCGUCAGAUCACGAGCUACAGGCGGUGGUGGAACAAGGAGAACGAGCCAGGGACCGUCACAUACCCGGCCCGGUGGCUUCCAGCAAAUGCAUGAGAGCGAGGAACAUCUGGCGUGGGAGAUGGCCACAAUGAAUGGGAAGUUUAAUGGGUAA